AUGGCAGCUUAUAUCGAAGUAGCAGCCAGCUGGCUGUUCAAAAACUAUAAAGGAAGAGAUGCAAAAGCCUUCUUCACCACUCCUGCGUUCUCUCAACUGCCAGAGCCUACGCUGUCAGUCACGUCUCCGGAAUGCGGCCCAGAUGGUGCAACUCUCGGAAUAGAGUACAUGCACCAAGGUCAAGGGAGGUUCCCUCAGCUACAAUGGGACUCUCACCAAGGUGUAAGAGAAUGGCUGCUCGUAGCUGAAGACCCGGAUGCGCCAUUACCAACCCCGAUUUGCCAUGGAAUAUACCUGGGAGUACCUACCAACAAGACGAGCGUCUCCAGCAGUGAUUUCCAACCCAUUGAUGAAACCUCCCCCAAACUUGCAGCAGGUUUCUACUACGGAGCAAGUCGUAGCGGGAUGGUUUAUAUCCCACCACGGCCUCUUCUCAACCACGGAAUUCAUCGAUAUUGGUUUGAAGUCAUUGGUUUGAAUGAACCACUGAAUGAGAAGUUGAUUACCUCAAAGCCAACUAGAGACCAAGUUGCAGAGGCCAUUCAGGGCAAGGUUGUUGUUUGGGGGAAGUGGAUGGGUCAAUGUGAAAGGCGAUGGGAAUGA
Messenger RNA from Fusarium coffeatum, 603 nucleotides. RefSeq lists its product as uncharacterized. NCBI's taxonomy places the organism in Eukaryota, Fungi, Ascomycota, Sordariomycetes, Hypocreales, Nectriaceae. The record is from RefSeq and is a predicted model, not a curated record. The transcript has 3 exons. The coding region runs from base 1 to 603 and encodes 200 amino acids.